Molecule: messenger RNA, 1198 nt
Organism: Manduca sexta (tobacco hornworm)
Lineage: Eukaryota; Metazoa; Arthropoda; Insecta; Lepidoptera; Sphingidae
Exons: 4
Coding region: 185-1198 (337 amino acids)
Source: RefSeq, a predicted model, not a curated record
UUCCAUCAUCACACCACGCGGAUGGGUUACUUCCUGAACUAAUACGCGACAAAAACCAAUUGACAUAUUUUUUUAAAUCCAUAAACGCGUUUUAUGAUUUGAAUUUCGAACGCUUUUUGCUGUGCCUGUUAUUGGUUGGAUUGACAUUUGCCGUGAAAUGUUUUGAUUUACCGCCGUUUUUAUAAUGGAGAUCAGGUACAAAUACAUUCUUGCCGUAACAACGCUGCUUUCAAGUUGCGUCAGUAACGAAAAAAUAAAUGCAGACACUGAUCACUCUAAGGAAAAAGACAGAUCUAAUUGUCCAUUCUCAAAAAUAGUUGAAGACAUCUUCAAUAUACACAACAAAAGUUCUGAGAAUAAAGUUUAUGCAGAAGAUAAAGAAAGAGCAAAAUUAUUUCUCCAUUCCAUAGCCAAUGUUACUAGUUUAAAUGAAAGCAGAACUCAAGAAGAACUAGUAAAUAGCAUAAUAGCUUCUAUAAAUCGAAUAAAAAAUGAUAUAAAAGAAGUAAGUAAAAAUGAAACCAAACUAAAUGAAGCCAUUAUAAUUAAUCCUCCAAAUGAUCAGAAUCUGGGUAAAGAUCUUUUGAAUAAUGGACCUAAAAUUGUGAGCGGUGUCGAAGAAAGAGUAGACACGGUAAAAGAACAUACUAUAGCCAAGAAGACACAUACAAAAUUUGAACAAAAAACAACAACUGAAACAACGGUAACAGAAAAGAUAAAAUAUAUGGAAGUGCUUACAAUAGAACCAAACAAUACUCAUGUAAUGAAUACGUCGUCAAACAAUAUAAUAGAAGUUCUGAAACAUCUUAUGCCCAUGUUCAACAAUUCAUUAAUGACUUACUGUGAUAAAGAAAACUUAACAAAACCAAACUUUGCUAAUAUAGAGAAUGAUGAGAUACCACAGUAUGAUGAAUACGAAGACGAUGAAGAUAUCGGUGAUGACAAUGAUUCAAUGAAUAUGACUAUUGGAGAAAAAAAAGAUAUUAUGGAGGCAGCUGAAUAUGGCAUGAGGAAAAUGCACGAACUUUACAGCGUUCUGGAACCCAAGCUGUACUCUAUGGGCUUGUGGCUGGACGAUACAAACCCAGCCCGGUACGUGGCAGCUUUCAACGCGCCUUCUGAGGACGCAGCCAAAUUUUCCCGGUACGGCUACGCAACUCUACAAGCUGCUACCAGAUUAAGACAACUUACAAGGUAA